AUGGUUGCCUGCAAUGCCAUCUCACGCGCUGUCCACCCCCUGGGGGUCCUUCCACCAGCAGGCACCCGAAGAGCUGUAGCACUUCUACAGAGAGAAUCUCCUGGCACUGGAGUACCCAAGCCCUCAGAAGGCCGUUUCGGAAUCUUUAAGGCCCCACUGAGGCGCUUAAGGAAGCAUUUGCCGGAUGUAUCACACCUCUUGGGCUAUUCACCAUGUUUGGGCUUCCUCCCCCCAAGACAUGUUGGAAAGGCGUCCGCUGCUCUAGGAGUUGCCCCUUCAGCAAACCGUCACUUUGUUUCCUGUGAAGACUCGAAAGCGAUCCUCGAUGAAACUUCGGGUACUCGGGGUUCUCAAGAGGCUGCCGUAGGAUCCUCGGAUGCAGUCGAGGUGCAAGGACCAAGGCGGCUUCAGGGGAUACCAACAGAUUUAUUUUGGGUGGACAGGAUGCAGCCCACGCGAUGCUCUGGCUGCGGCGCCCCUCUCCAGACUGACGAUGAAAACGCAAUUGGCUUCGUUCCCAAGAGCAAACUCGAUGAAUUCUCGGGUGGGAGAAUCAAGGCUUUGCCUCGCCCUCGAGGGGAAGUGGUGGACGCGGUACCAGAUGGAGUAGAAGUCAUACAGGUAACCUUACAUGCGCUAGGAAUUAGGCUUCAAGAACUCGGCGUCGGGGCUGUCCUUAUGACGGCUGGUACGACUGCAUGUUUCUCGGUACUCACGCAGAUGACAUCCCCAAAGUUCCGGCACUACCGCAACAUUGACAGCGCUUGGGAAUCUUCGGCCGUCACUUCUUCCGGGAUGCUUCCUGCCCUUUCUGCUUCUUCCGUAAUAACGCAUCUCACGCGCCUCAUGCCCAAGAAUUCCAUCAUCCUGAAGAUUGUUGACAUAUGCGACCUUGAGCUCUCUGUGGUUCCAGAGCUGUUCGAGGCCUGCCGGCAAAAAGGGCUGAAGACUCUCUGGAUCAUCAACAGAGUUGACUGUCUCCCCAGAGAUACAAACCUAAAUGAGGUGAAGCAUUGGGUGCGUCGAAUGGUUCGUCAAAUUAGGAAUGCUCACAUUGAUGACUGCCUCCUCGUCUCCUCAGCUACUGGGUUUGGCUUUGAGGCUUUAGAGAAGCGAAUAGGGGAUUUGCUCUCAGCAGAGGCAGGCGAUAUCGAAGCAGGGGGCAUACACACGGAAGCAGACGGACGCCUCAUGUUUGUUGUGGGCAGAGUAAACGCGGGGAAGUCAACCUUCGUGAAUCGAUUUCUUAAAUUUGUCGGAUACAAACACUUCGGCACGCUGUUUCUAAAGCGGGCUAUAACAAAUUUGCUACCGCACGGUCCGGAUCUCUUAGCAGUCGUCCCCAGUAAGCGGCUGCAGCCGGUUACCUACGCGCUUACAGAAGGAAAGAGCUUGUUGAUUGGCGCAAUGGCAAGAAUAGACCUUGUUGAAGGACGCACAGCACUGUGCACGUGCUUUUUCAGCCACAAGAUCACGCUUCACAUCUGCAAGACAAGUCGCGCCACAGAUCUGUUGCGUCGCAAGGCAUGCGCCUUUCUUUACCCACCGCAUUUGCCUGAAGGGUUUCAGCGGCUGCAGCCUCUAGUCAGACACAGGGCCCGGGGCCCCCGCAUCAGCGCUCGAAAGCGACAACUCGCAUUAGAGAUGAGGCAGGAGACGGGGAGGGAACAAAUGGAGAGAGAGCAGCGGGACGGAGACGCGGGGACAGAGCGAGAAGAUGAUAGCGGAUUGCGAGAUAUAGAGACAAGGCUGCCGCUUGUCAAUGAAGACGGCAGCAAGGAGCUACAGAAACUUGUUGCCGAGUGGGAAGGCGAACAACAGAAACUUUGA
Molecule: messenger RNA, 1830 nt
Organism: Cyclospora cayetanensis
Lineage: Eukaryota; Apicomplexa; Conoidasida; Eucoccidiorida; Eimeriidae
Exons: 11
Coding region: 1-1830 (609 amino acids)
Cellular component (GO): mitochondrion
Source: RefSeq, a predicted model, not a curated record